Molecule: messenger RNA, 1389 nt
Organism: Cuscuta epithymum
Lineage: Eukaryota; Viridiplantae; Streptophyta; Magnoliopsida; Solanales; Convolvulaceae
Source: the annotation of a GenBank genome assembly
UGCAUUUCCCGGCAUUCCAUCCCCAUCAAGAUCCCCACCCCCCACUCAAAACCAGCUCUGAGACCUUCCACGCACCUCUACGCAAAACCCAAAUCUUCCCCUAAGUCUCCCAAUUUCAAGGGAUCAUCUCUCUGAUUCGCAGCAACUGGAGAUGGAAGUGGCGGUGCAAGCAAAUCGUCCUCAUGCGCCCAUGUCGUUCGAUGACAUUUCCAUGGAGCGGAGCAAGAGCUUCGUCAAAGCGUUACAGGAACUUAAGAACUUGAGGCCUCAACUUUAUUCUGCUGCUGAUUAUUGUGAGAAGUCUUAUCUUCAAAGUGAGCAGAAACAGAUGGUUCUAGAGAACCUGAAGGAUUACGCUGUAAGGGCACUUGUAAAUGCUGUUGAUCACCUCGGAACUGUUUCUUACAAAUUGACUGACCUUGUUGGCCAGCAAAGUUCAGACCUUUCAGCCACAGAGCUAAAGAUCUUUUGUUUAAAGCAGCGGCUUUUAUCUUGCCAAACAUACUCCGACAGAGAAGGUCUCAGACAGCAGCAGCUAUUAGCUAUUAUCCCUAGACAUCACAAACAUUAUACUUUACCAAAUAUUAUCAACAAGAAGGUUCACUUUGGUCCCCAUAAUAAUGGGCAACAUCUACAUUCCAGAAACCGCCUUUAUGCUUCAGGCAAUCCCACAGCUAAAACUCUCUCUUGGCAUCUAGCAUCAGAGACCACAUCAACUUUGAAAGAGGAUUCAUGUGGUUUUGCAGGCAGUAAUGCGGUAAAAAGCUCAGGGAAAACAGCUGGUACAUUCAAUUUGUUAGAUCCUGAAUUUAGCAGUAGGACAAAAGCUGCAACAGCUCAGCCUAAGCCCUCAAGCAUGGGUCCUCCUCCAUCUAGUAUUGCAACACAGACAUUGAGCAUCGUGCAACGGGAUACACUGGAGGGCUCUAAACCAAUGACUCCAUAUAGAUCAGUUGAUAAUCAACGACGGGUGACUGUAUAUGCACCUGCUCGCAGCAAGAGUUUGCUUUCAGCUUUCUUUGUCAAAUACAAGUUACAGAAACUCCAAAAGUGAAGAUGUGAAAUAACAAAGCCUUGUUCAUCAGGAUCCUUCAAGCUUCUUCCAAAUCAUAGUAUCAUACACACCAACCGAUCUGUAUUGCACCAGUUAUCUUCCAAUGCAGUUUUUUAUUUUUAUUUUAUAUACAUACAGAAUAAUGGGCAGUAGUUAGUUUUCACUUCAUUUUACCAUGUACAGUACCAUGACUGGACAAGUCAUUUCUAUCAAGGAAGCAUCAAGCCUGUAACUGGGUUUAAUCCAUGGAUGAGCUCUACCAUGUCUUAAUUUACAAAGUUUUGUUAACUGCUUAUGCACACUUGUAAAAGUUAGUCCUCGGCAUACAGAAUAAA